AACAGAUGGACGCAGCAGGAUUAGUGUUGGCGGCAUUGUUGGUGACGAGUCUCGUGGUGGAGAAGAGUGUUGGGGAGCCGUGCUGCCACCACCACGGCCACCAUCACGGCCGUCCCCUCGCCAUCGGAGCUCUCGCCUUCGCAGGGGGCUACCUAGCGGGUCACCACCACCAGCACCACCACGGCGGCGGCGGCGGCUGCUACAACUGUGGCUGCGGCGGCUGCGGCGGUUCCUGCGGAUGGUGCGGCGGUGGCUCCUACUACGGGAGGAGGCGUCGUAGAAGCAUUGCAGAGUUCGUGGAGGAUGCAAAGGUGCUGGAGUUGUAUGUCAAGAUCGCGGCCGAGGACAAGGACGAGUGCGGCCUCCGCCUGGUGUGCGAGCUGGCGCAGAAGGACCCACGGGAGCUCGCCCAGGACGAGAUACAGAUCCUCCUGCCUUACCGCGGCGCAGGACCGAGUGACGGCAGCGUAUAUGGCACGUACGACGAGGCGGCGUGGCACGGCCAGGAGGGCCACAGCUGCGCCACCAGCUACCCGCUCUGCGCCUUCACCGCGCAGCAGGUCAUGGAUGAAUACAGGAAAUACUCAUCAAAUAACACUGCCAUCACUCUCAACUAAAUCUGACAGGGGAGUCACUACUUUUAAUUGAUUAUUCCAAUUCUGUAAGAUAAGUGAAGAGGUGCCAAUGAAAGUGGGGAGUUUUAUAAAGAAGCUCAAUAAAUAAUUAUCAAUAGAUCUAAAGAAUAACGACGUUUUGUCUCCGGCACAGUUUUUAAUGUACAAUGAUACCUCGCUCUGUUUCAGUAACUGAUGUUACUUUGUUUACAUUAGGCCUUUGUUGAACAGCCUGAUAAAUGAACUGUUAAAUAAACAAUAAAAAACAUU
Penaeus indicus is the source of this 884-nucleotide messenger RNA. RefSeq lists its product as uncharacterized. The transcript has 4 exons. The coding region runs from base 6 to 617 and encodes 203 amino acids. The record is from RefSeq and is a predicted model, not a curated record. Lineage: Eukaryota; Metazoa; Arthropoda; Malacostraca; Decapoda; Penaeidae.